Molecule: messenger RNA, 1993 nt
Organism: Marasmius oreades (fairy-ring Marasmius)
Lineage: Eukaryota; Fungi; Basidiomycota; Agaricomycetes; Agaricales; Marasmiaceae
Exons: 4
Coding region: 1-1962 (653 amino acids)
Source: RefSeq, a predicted model, not a curated record
AUGGCAAUCCCAUUGCUUCGUCGGCGUGUUAGCUUUGUCCGGUUGUGCUUUCUCGUUGGUGUUCUCGUAUUCUUUCGUUUAACAUUCUUUUCAUCCUCGCAUUCUUCGUCACAUUCUUUUUCGACAUCGCAUUCGCAUCAGAUUGAAGAACAUAAUUUUAUUGAGCGGAAUACUAGGCCAGACAAGUCACUAAAUGUUCAAAAGCACAAGUUUUUACAAGCUCGUAUGGGGAGGGAGGAGAGGGACGACUGGCUGAAUCCGGUUAUUCGCAACGGGAUGGAGGAUUAUUGGGACCGAUUCCAGCUGCCAUACAUUUUGAAUCGAGAUACAUCCGCUGUGGACGCUCAGCACGUUUCAAGCGCGAUCGAACAACUUCUUUCUCUCAAUGGUUGGGUUGCUGCUCUCUGCACUACUCUCACUAGACCUUUCGGUCAGAACAAAAACGAGGACCUUUACGACGAACUCAUCCGACAAGACCAUCUAUACUUUAUUGCCAUUGUCAUACAUUCUGCCGACCACUUCCUUGUCGACCAACUUGCAGUUAUCGUGCAGCUCGCGAAGCGACUUGGGACAAACAACAUUUUCGUGUCCAUGCUUGACUACGACUCAGUAGACUCAACAGAAACCUUGACCGACCUCUGUGAAGCCACUUUGACAUUACUAGGGGUGCCAUUCAGGAUUCGAAGGGUACCUGGCAUGACCGAGGAUGCCGCUGCCGCGUAUUAUCCAUUGGAGGAGGCGCACAUGCGAAAUUUGGCGUUGGAGCCUCUAAAGGAACUCGACGUAAAGAGAGGGAUACGUUUUCACCGAGUGAUUUGGCUCAAGGGAUUCACAUGUCCCAAUGAUAUUCUGGAGACGAUAAAAGUCAGUUUUGCGAACGAAGCGGCGAUGGUGUGUGGCAUGGACUGGGCUGAGCAUAACGGGUUCUUUAUUUUUUCUGACAGAUGGCGGACUCGAGAUAUUGAAGGCGACCAAUUUCGUCAAUCGAAAUCUUCUUCAAAACCAGACGCCGUACCUCCCCGAGAUAAAGUGGGUGCCGCCAGAUAUGCGCAACAUCUACCCUUCCAGGUGUUUUGUUGUGAGUCUGGCACGCACGUCGUGGACCCUGCACAAUCAUAUUACAAGGGCAUAUCGUACCGUGCAGGAACUGAUUUCCAGAAUCUCAGUCGCUCUGACCCAGUGGUCGAUAGAGGUCCAAACGCCCCUUGUCUCGACAGCAGUCAGGCCUGGUUCUGUCGUGACCUGUGGGUAGGAACUGCUAGGGAUGGAAUGCAAGGCUCGUCAAGCAAUGGCUUCGUGGCAGGAAUACGCAAACGGAUGGUUGAGGUAGCCAGCCGUGAUCCUCUCAUGUACAAAGCCCGCGGAGAAGCGAGGGAAAAGGACGGUGCCGUUGUACGUCUCAGGAAAAGGGAGGAACCUGUCGAGCAGAAAGAAGAGGAAAGAGAUGACAAAGCAGGGGAAAAUGUGUUGAUUAAAGAAAAGGAUGGUGAUGGGGUUCGAGAGGCUGACGUCCAUGUUAUUGACGCGGAUGGGAUGCCUAAAAAGUUGGAGGAGGUGGAUGAUGAUGCGAGGCCCAAGAGGGAAGCCAAAGUGGAGGACGCGGAUGCCAAUGCGGGAUCAGACUACGAUGCUAUUAGUGACGAGGAGGGCGGAGGAGUGGUUCCAAAGGCAGAUCAUGGCAAGCUUUCCAUUCCCAACUCGGUCUUCCGUCCCGCAAAGAUCUUGGUUAAUCCUCGCUGUCCGACAACUUAUGCUGGAGUCAGUCAUACGCAGCUGGCGUUGGAUUUGUUUGGAGAUGGAGACGAUAUUGCUGCUAAAGGUGUUCGGAAGUACGUCCUCGAAAAUUGGGAAGGAGCUCCCGAGAGCUUCGUGUGUCAAGAACAACGACAAACGGGUGGCAGGAAAGCUCCUAAGACCCAAAGGCGGCUUGGAUUCUCGAUUCAUGAUGAAUUACAGAAAUAGGCACAUACUAAUAGAAUAGGAUAUUUUCGCC